Gongylonema pulchrum is the source of this 396-nucleotide messenger RNA. The record is from the annotation of a GenBank genome assembly. NCBI's taxonomy places the organism in Eukaryota, Metazoa, Nematoda, Chromadorea, Rhabditida, Gongylonematidae.
AUGCGGAAUCACGUGUCCUACUGGUCUUUGCUAUCGAAGUUGCAUUUCGAGAACGGGAAUUGGCAAGAGGCAUCAUUGGAUCUAUCGCGGGCCCGAGAAAUACAGAUGCGUGUAAUUGCAAAGUCGCCCAGCGAAGUGACAAAUCUUGUCGAAGAAAAAAAAUUAGCUGCAAAAAUUUGCUGUCAGCUAGCGGAACUGCACUGGAAUCGUAGAGACGCGAACAAAGCGAUUGAGAUGUACAAAGAAGCGAUUAGCUUGAACAAUACAGACAUAAAUACAAUGACAUCGCUUGCGAAUUUGUAUUUAUCACUGGGCAAACUGGAUGCUUGUAAUACACAGUGCCAGCUUAUCCUGAACAUCGACAGGAACAACGACGAUGCAACACUUGUUAGUUAA